Messenger RNA from Anguilla rostrata (American eel), 2226 nucleotides. RefSeq names its product trophoblast glycoprotein-like. The coding region runs from base 640 to 1770 and encodes 376 amino acids. The record is from RefSeq and is a predicted model, not a curated record. Gene Ontology annotation, cellular component: plasma membrane. Lineage: Eukaryota; Metazoa; Chordata; Actinopteri; Anguilliformes; Anguillidae. Gene Ontology annotation, biological process: negative regulation of canonical Wnt signaling pathway. The transcript is spliced from 2 exons. Gene Ontology annotation, molecular function: protein binding.
AUUUGUCAUAGUACAAUUUUUUUCUGGUGAGAUUAGUGUUUCUUUAAGAAAAGCGGUACAGAGUACGCGAUCGGAAAACCGGGCGGUCCCUCCUCCGCAUGUCUUGCGCUGGGCGACUGUGCGAGGUGAUAGCGUUUUAAUUUCAUGGGACUAAACACUCGUGAGAGCCCGCGCUCGCCUUCUCACAGGGAGAUUCGCUGAGCAGACCGGCCGUGCAUAACCCACGCAAGGUCAGCGACGACAUCAAAGGCAAGCUGACACCGCGGAACGCAUUGGGGAAGACGACCUCUCUCUUUUUUUUUUUUUGCUUUACAUGUUCCAAAGGAAAGUUCACAUCACGCUGUCCCAGGUAUUAAGGGGGUAGGUUUGUGGACAGAAGAGUGACUGACCGCCCCGCAAUUCCCACGAUAAUUGUUCGUUAAAUGCUACAUGUCUAAGGAGGACAUUAAAAAAUAACUGUGAUUACAGUAGUUAGUCGCGAGGCAACAAAAGACCGGACUGAACUUAUUUUUUUAUUUUAAGUUAGAUGAAGGUACUUGUCUGCGUUCGUGAACGAACUAUUUUCCAGAUUGCUGUUGGGACUCUGCUCAGAUUUAAUCAUUGCGACUACCAUUGUAUUUUUAACUGUUUUUUUCCAAAAUGAUUGGUUUUACCUGGCUCCUGUUCUGCGGGCUGCUUCACGUCUCUGUCCUGCACGCGGCAUGCCCACCGCGCUGCGAAUGUUCCGAAGCUGCGCAAACUGUUAAGUGUGUUUCCAAGGACCUGCGACACAUACCGACCGGGAUCCCCGGUUACACGCGGAACCUUUUCAUCACUGGGAACCACAUAAGUCGAAUCGGAUCAGAGUCGUUUAAAGGACUCGAUAACGUGACCACGCUGUCAUUGAGCAACAACGGGAUCACAGAGCUGGAGCCCCAGGCUUUCUCUGGCCUGCACAGCCUCCUCUUCCUGGACCUGAGCGGCAACCGCCUGGCGGCGAUCCCCCCCGAGGCACUGGCGGUCCCGGGCAGGACGCUGCAGGAGCUGAACCUGAGCCGGGCCCUCCGGGACCCCUCCGCCGGGGCCGACCUGGCCCGCCUGCUCCGGGGGGGCGCCCUGAGCGGUCUGCGCGGGCUGGACCUGUCCGGGAACGCGCUCGGAACCCUCCCCCCCGGCGCCUUCCGCCGCCUCCCCGCCCUCCGGCGCCUCCUGCUGGCCAACAACUCCCUGGCGGCGCUGCGGAACGGCACGCUGGCCGGCCUGGGGCGCCUGGAGGAGCUGGACCUGAGGCGCAACGCCUUCCGGGGCUUCUGGGGCGAGAGCCUGGCCGAGCUGGAGGCGGCGCCCCGUGCCCGGCUGCUCCUGGCCCACAACCCGCUGUCCUGCUCCUGCGCCGCCCUGCCGCUCGCCCGCUGGCUCAACGGCUCGCGGGAGCGGCCCGCCGACGCCGAGCGGCUGGCCUGCGCCUCGCCGCCCGCGCUGCGGAACUACACCCUGCUGGAGGCGGGCGGGGCGCCGGGCGGCUGCCUGGAGGACGAGGCGGGCGAGGGGGGCGAGGGCGGCGGGGGCGCCGACCUGGCCCUGCAGACCUCCUACGUCUUCCUGGGCGUGGUGCUGGGCUUCGUGGGCGUGGUCUUCCUCUUCGUCCUCUACCUGAACCGCAAGGGCAUCAAGCGCUGGAUGUUCGACACGCGGGACGCCUGCAGGGAGGCGCUGGAGGGGUACCACUACCGCAUGGAGGUGGAUUCGGACCCGCGCCUGUCCCACGUCUCCACCACAGCCGACCUGUGAUCCCCGGGGGGGGGGGGAUCACACACCACACCCCUGCUUCUGUCCCAGAUGGAGAUUUGCACCGCCAGCGGAUUUGGAAAGCCUGUAAAUGCCACGUGUACAUAUGCAGCGUAUGUAAAUACAUAAACGUCCAGCGAUAUCCUUCAGCAACAUUUUGUCUCUAUGAAAGCAUGCGCGACCUGCCUGAUUUCAGCGUGCCGUCCAUCCGGUCCUCCGCUCCAUCCAUGGCCCAGGGUGGGCAGCAGGCUCAGGCAGUCAUCAAGUGAGGACUUGAGAGUUACCCCAGACCGGCUAAAGACUCAGAGAGCAAACGAGCGAACGUCGACCCCCUCCUAAAACCGUGCGCCCUCCUAUUGCGAAGUGCCUUGACCUCUAGAGGUUUUAGUAAGACCCCCUCUCCAUCCCCUCUCUCGCACAGUGACCGGUGGUGCGAUGCUUGACGAGGGAUGGGUUGUC